Molecule: messenger RNA, 3116 nt
Organism: Adineta steineri
Lineage: Eukaryota; Metazoa; Rotifera; Eurotatoria; Adinetida; Adinetidae
Source: the annotation of a GenBank genome assembly
UUAGUAUUCAAACACUUGAUAUAAGUCGAAAUAAAGUUGGUUUUAUCGUCGGAGAUAUUGGUAAUUUAUCGGAUAUUCGACAUCUUCGUUUAUCUCAAAUGGAUCUUGAUACACUUCCACCAGAAAUAGGUUUCUGUGAUAAACUUGAAACAAUUGAUUUAACUGGUAAUCCAAUAGAUAAUUUACCAGAAACACUUGUUGAAUGUCGUCAAUUAUAUGAAUUUAAAAUUAAUUAUAAAACAUUUUAUAAACUACUUGAUAAUUAUAUGUUAGAAUUAAUUGAUGAAGGAAAAAUACGUUCAGAACAUAUACCACAAGUUAUAUAUGAACUUGAAAGUUUACUUGUAUUAGAUUUAAAUCAUUCAAAACUAAAUUUCAUAUCAAACGAACAUACAUUAUUAAAUCUUAAUGAAUUAUAUUUAGCACAUAAUUCAUUUACUGAUAUACCUGAAUCAUUAUCUACAAUGGAUCAAUUAAAACUACUAGAUAUGUCACAUAAUCGUAUUCAAAAUAUUCCAGAACAUUUUAUUAAAAUAAAACGAUUAGAAAUAUUAAAUUUAUCAAAUAAUAAUCUUACUAUUUUACCAAGUAAUAUUGCUCAAUUGACAACAUUAAAAAAAUUAAUUGUUAGCCAUAAUCAAAUUGAUACAAUUGAAACUGGAUUUUCCCAAAGUCAAUCAUUAACAGGACUUGAUUUAUCAUAUAAUAAAUUAACAUUCGUUUCUGAUGAAAUAUGUUAUCUAAAAAACUUAGAAACACUUGAUUUACGAUAUAAUCAAUUAGUAUCACUUCCAUUAUCUAUGCGUCAUAUAACCGGUCUUAAAAAAAUGCAUAUGUUUGAUGAUAGAUUUCAACGUUUUGGUCUUCAUCUAUCAGGAAAUUCAAUAACCGAUCCUCCAAGUCAUAUAUGGAAAGGAACUACCGUUAAGAAUUUAUUUGAUUAUAUGGAAACAAAAGAAAAACGUCUUUUAAAUAAUUUUUAUCAUCUAAAAUUAAUAUUAUUAGGACCAAAAAAUAUUGGUAAGACAACACUUUCAAUUAAACUUAUUAAUAAUCAUAAAAUGAUUUCAAAUACACGAAAAACUCUUGAAAUGUAUGUAUCAAUUCUUCAAGAAAAACGAUUAGAAUUAAAUAAAGACGAUUCGCCUCAAGCAUCAAGUGAUAUCGCAUCAUCCGUUCUAACUGAUGAAUGGAUUGAAAAUCGUGUAUCAUCAUCUAAUAAUGAAAAUUUCCUUAAUCGAAAAGAGAAAAUCAAACGAGUUUAUCCUCCACCACUUACAACAUAUCAAUCAAAUGAAUUAUUCGAAAAUUAUAUAAAUAAAUCAACAAUUAUAACAAAAAAUAAUUUAUAUUGUACAAUAUUUGAUUUAACAAGUGAACCGAAUUUUGAAAUACUUAAUCCAUUAAUUUAUGAUUCCAAUGCUUUAUUUAUUCUACCAAUUAAUUUAACUAUUCUUUUAAAUAUUGUUCAAGCAGCAUCAAGUUUAGAUAAUUUCGAUGAAAAUGAUAAUAAUAUAUCAAUUAUUGAUUAUGAUGCAUUAUUAACAGAUGAUUGGUUAUAUUUUCAUAUAUUUCGUUAUAUUGAAUCAAUAUCGAAUUAUUGUAGUCAAGCAUCAAUUGCAAUUAUUGGAUUAAUUAAAAAUUAUCAAUUAGUAUCCAAUGAUCAACAACAACAACUUCUCGAUGAAAUACAUUCGAAAGUAAAUAUGUUUUUAACUGAUGAAGAAAAUCAACGAACAAAUAUAACUUUAUAUUCGGAAUUAUUUUCGGAACCAAUUCAUUUAGAUAAUGAUGAUAUGUCUAAUGUAAUUGAAACAUUUGAAAUAAUUUCACAACAAUGGAAUAUUGUACAUCAUAAAGAAAAACGUCAAAUUCUUAAACGAAAAUUAGGAUUUAUGGCACAAGAUUCUUUAACAAUUGAUUAUGAUAUUUGUUUCAAAGAUUUUCAAAAACAAAAUGGAACAUUAUCUGCAUCAUCUUCAGAUGAUAAUGAAGAACAAAAAACUGAAAUAACUGAAGAAACAGAACAAACCGAAGGAAAAGAACAAGAAGAGAAUAAUAACGAAGAAGAAGUAGAAGAAGAAGAGGAAAAAAAUGAAAUAGUUGAAAAUGAAAUCAAUCAAAUGACAUUUGAUGAAUGUCUUGAUUAUUUAAAAAUUACAGGUGAUAUUAUUUACUUUAAUCAAGGUUCACAAAAAAUAAUUCUUAUAAAACCAUAUUAUCUACUAAAUAACGUUUUAUCACGUACUGUAUUUCGUCCGCAUAUCGAUCAAUGGUUAAAUUAUGAUGAAAAUAUGAUAUUUCAUUUUGGUGGUUAUUAUCCUACGAAAGAAUUAUUUGAUAUUGAUCGACAACGUUUAUUAACACGCGGAGAAUAUACAUGGAAAAUGCUUAGUAUUUUAUUUAAAGAACAAAAUAAUAGUACUCAUAAUUUAGUUGAACAAAAUCUUAUUGAUUAUUGUCGUUUAAUGGAGCGUUUAUAUCUUGGUUAUGUUAAUGAAUCAAAUUUAAAUUAUCAAGAAUUUACAACACUUUAUUUUAUAUGUCCAUGGUUAAUGAAUGAGAAAUCAUCGGAUAUUGAUUAUAAAGAUUAUUUUAAAUUACUUGAACAAAAUCGUAUAUAUGAACAUUUUAAAUGUGAACGAACAAGAAAAAUUAAACAACAACAAUUAUGGUUUGCUGCAGAUAUUAAAAAAGCACAUAUUCCAAAUGUUGACUUAAUACAAGAAAAUGCAGAAAAAUCUACUGACGAUCAAUUUCCUAAAAUUGAUGAUGUACCAUUAAUCAAUGAAAUACAAGUAUCAAAUUCACAAAUAAUUAAUCAAGGUAAAAUCGAAACAUUUAAAAUUGUUAAUGAGAAUUCAAAUUUUCUACCAAAUGGUCUUUAUGAAAGAUUAUUAAUAUGUUUACAUGCUUUAUUUUAUGAACGACUUGAUUAUUAUAAUAUUACUAUAGGAAGAACUGUAGAAAAGAAUUUAAUUAAAAUUGAACGAUCUGAUUCUGAAACAGAAAUCAAUAUUACAAUUAGCAGUUAUCUACUCGAAACUAUACAAAAUCUUCUCAUUCAAAAUCUUUUCUCAUUCUAUCCUACAAUUAAUCUCCGAAUAGAAACAUAA